Messenger RNA from Eurytemora carolleeae, 1833 nucleotides. RefSeq lists its product as uncharacterized. The coding region runs from base 96 to 1640 and encodes 514 amino acids. The transcript has 11 exons. The record is from RefSeq and is a predicted model, not a curated record. Gene Ontology annotation, biological process: proteolysis. Gene Ontology annotation, molecular function: serine-type endopeptidase activity. Lineage: Eukaryota; Metazoa; Arthropoda; Copepoda; Calanoida; Temoridae.
AACAAACAUAGCUAUAGUUUAAAAUCUAAUUUUGAAAACAUUAUUGGUAUUUAGAAGGAUCGAGUAGAUACUUGGAACUUCAAGAGAGAGCUGUGAUGAAUCUGUUUUCUAUUCUAUCAUUCUUAUGGUUUCUGUUUCUGAGUAUCCAUUCUAAGACAUACCUGGUUCAAACAUUAGAUGACCUUGAAGAAAAAUCUCCAAUGAGCCGAGCAGCUUAUGAUAAAAAUGUUACAAUAGGCGAUGAUUAUAAAUAUGGUGGGUUUGACUUCAGGCUUACAGAUGACGAAUUAGAAAGCUGUGCUAAUGAGUGUGGAAGGGAGAACCCUACCAGGGUAACAAAUAGAAUUCAAGGAGGAAAAUUUUCAUCACCUCACAGAUAUCCCUGGGUUGCUUCUUUACAAGAGGGAAUUGGCGGACAUUUUUGUACAGCUUCAAUAAUAUCUCCAAGAGCUAUAUUAGCUGCUGCUCAUUGUUUUGAUCCCCCAUUUCCUACCGAUGUUACAGCUGUUGUUGGUAUCAAUGAUUUGAUUUAUGAAAAUCUGGAAGGGCAAAGAUUAAAAAUAAAGAAAUACAUUAUUCACCCUAAGUAUAUCAACGCAUUCCAAGAGUAUAGUUUUGAAUAUGACAUUGCUAUACUAAUAACGGAAAAAAAUAUUGAAUUUAAUCAAAAUGUUGGACCAAUAUGCCUGCCUAAGAAGAAAACUUUUAUAAAAGAAGAAGAGGAGACUCUAUUACUUGGCUGGGGGGUAGAUGAAGAUCUAAGCAAAUCACUGACUGAUUUCAAAAUAAUCACAGAACCGCAGAUGGAUCUAAAAGAAUUGCUUUUAUCACUCCGAGAUAGCACAACAAUUGGCAGGAUUGAUUCGAAGAAAGAAGAAAAAUUUCUGAAAAAGCUGUUUUUCAGGUUUAAAGAAAUGUUCCCAAACUUUGAUAAAGUCUAUGAUCAAAAAAUGAACUUUUUGAACCCUGCCAUAAGCAAUAAGCUUAAAAAUAAACUGACAUUGGAAAUGCAAGAUCUUCUCAAGUUUGUACUAGAGGAAAAAAUUCCAGAUUCUGGAGACAAACAAAGAAUUUUAUCUUAUAUACUUGAAGAUACUGUGAAAAUAUUUAACGAAGUGCUCUUAGCUCCAAAUUAUACAGAAGUAAAAGAAGUAAAAAAUAUAUGUUCCAAGUGCAACAAAAAUUGGAACUGGAUGUAUCACUAUAUAGAGAGAAUCCCAUACCUGAUGUCCAUGCAUACGACUAAGAAGUUAAAAGAAGCUCAAUCACACUUGCUAUCCAAAGAUGAAUGCACAAAAAUAAUCAAACAUUUUUAUGAAACACAAAGUUCUCUACCAAAUAGUAAUAUGAUCAAAAAAACCCCAUCUAUGAUGUGUAUAAAGCCGAUGACUGGAAGCGCAUGUCCUGGAAACUCUGGAGGUCCUUCUGCUGUUAAGAUAGGCAGCAAGUUUGUUCAAGUUGGAGUAGCAAGUGCUAUUACUAAUUUACUAUUGAAGCUUCCGAUACCUUGUCGAUGUGGUUGUGAGGAUGAAGAUGGUCGAACACCUCAUCUUUAUCAAAGUGUUAGUAUCAGCAUGGACUGGAUCAUUCAACAGUUGGAUAAUAAUAAUGCAAAUCCUUGUAAAUUAAAAUAUCUAUAAUUUUUGACUCAUACAUAAUAAGGAUCAUGGUUUUGAGGCCUGUUUUUAAAACAUUCAAAGUUUUAGGAUUUUUGAAGGUUUCACAAGAAUCUGAGAUGGAAAUCCUAUUUUAAAAUUGCAUGCUAUACCAGUUUGCUUUAUUGCACACAGCAAAGUUUUUACUAUGAUUAAAGAUAAAAACCAAAACGAUAUU